CAAACCCCUUUGGUGUGGUUGCCCCAAUUUUGCACUUCGAGAUCACAGCAAAAGAACCAUCACCAGUCCACCAAGUGGACCGUGACAUUUUAAGUGGCAUCACAGACAGGAUCCCAAGAGACAGAGGGGUGCAGAAUGUGGCUAAGGUAAGAUCAGGUAGAGGCAAAACGAUAAUCUGUGCUGUUCAUGGAGCCAGCCUGGUUGCAGCAGUCAAAGAUCACCUUAAGCAGCAUAGUUAUGAAAAACAAAUCAUAGAAUCUCUAGAAAAUUUUGUGCAAAUUUUGCAAAGAACAACCUCUAACCUAGAGGAAAAAAGGGAAGAAAACAGCUCGUUAAAAACUGCCCUAAGGGAGGAAUAUUCAAAAAAUACCCAGUCACUGAGUGAGAUAGAGCUGAAGACAGAGGAAAAAGGUAUUCGACAAAAAAACCCAAUAUACCCCCAGAAGGAAUUGGAGGAAGCGAGGAAUCGCUUUGGGAACCUCCAAGUGAGACCCUUGAUUAAAACAGAAUAUUUUUAUACAAAUGAUGAGGAUAAUGAACCUCAAAUUACAACUAAAGAGACAACAUAUACUGCCACUGAGCUAGCCAAACUGAAGAAAGAAUAUGGGUGCCUUCCAAAAGAAUCCGAAACAGAGCAUGUAUGGCACGUAUCCUUAACUGGGGGGGACCAAAUUCAAUUAAGUGAAAAAGAAGCUAGCGGUUACUGGGGCCAUGGAGUCUUCCUAACAACAGGAGAUAAAUGUGCCCCAUGGUCCCUGACCCAGCAGGCUGCCUACUGGGCUGGAGGGCUGAACCUUUUGGACAGAGGGGAUCCCCCUGGCAAUCACCGGCACGGUGAUCAAUUGCUAGAAAGUGUACACAAAGCAGCCUGCUUGCAAAUGAUACAUGAAAGCGAAUCAAUUCCUGGAUGUGAAUCCCCAAUGAUGCUGCUGGUGAAUCCUGAAAUCAUGACUCCCUUGAUAAGGGGACUCCCAGAGUUGCUUAAAUCUACAGGGAUUAAUCUAUAA
Messenger RNA from Leptosomus discolor (cuckoo roller), 1007 nucleotides. The record is from RefSeq and is a predicted model, not a curated record. Lineage: Eukaryota; Metazoa; Chordata; Aves; Leptosomiformes; Leptosomidae.